AACGCUGCUCGUAGCUGGUCAGUCUGCCCCCAGCUCUCUUACCAUCAGGGUGGCUCCUCAGGCCCCAUGUGAUAGAUAAGAACACAAACAAUUAAAUUAUGCAACGAUGUUCGUGUUAGAGAGACUGGUGAAGUUAACACAAGCGAGGUGUGGCGUAUAUCAGUUGUUCGUCUCGUCAGAAGGCAAUUAUUGGGCUUCAAAAUGCAGGCAUAUUAAAACGUCACCAUUAUCAGACGCCAAGGCUAAACAUGGACCGUCUAGAAUUCAGUCACACCUUCCACAAAAGCAGCUACAACAACUUGUGAUGGCAGAUACACACUAUGUUCAAAAGCAAAAGCACGAAGUUCUACAACUAUUUCCCCAAGUUAAAUCAACUAUUAAGAACAUGUUCCAAAACCUCUCGAGUAACCUUAACCCAAUAUACAGGUGUGAACAAACUACAUCAGCAGUUGGAAGAGUCAAUCAUCAGUUAGUAUUUCAGUGUUCUUUCACAAUUAAUUGGCCUAAGCAUGUCACCUUUUAUGGCUAUGGGGUUAAUAAAAGUAAUGCAGAAUUGGCUGCCCUGGUAAAGGCUGCUGAAAUGCUUUACAAAGAUAAGUGCAUCGAUGAACAUGGUUACCCAAUAACAAUUUCGCAUGAAGAAAAAAAUAAAUUGCUUCAGAAAUUAAAUCUUCCCCCAUUGAUUUCAUUGCCUGCCUCCCUCGUAGAUGAAGGCUGCGACUUGUUAGAUGACUUUGAUAAGGUGGUGAGACCACUCAUGAGUCAAGAAGUCUUAAGUAUAUCUCAGUGUGUAUUACCACCUACCAAGGAAAAAUCGGAGAACGACAUUGGAUCUCGAGCACGUGGCCUCUUCGAGAAUGAUGAAGAAAUGGCUGCAGUGUCCUUAAGCUUGGAGGAAAACAAUAAUCUGAAUACAGUAGAUUUACUUACUGGUCGAGAGUUCUCUGGUAGCAGGGAUGAUUCGGAUUACCGUAACAGAGAACUUCAUCAAAAGCUCGUUAACAGACUGAGAAAUCAAAGUAUCAGAGAUAAGACUUCUCCGCCUCUUCCCAUGCUCAAUUACAGGGCGGAUUUGGAGAGAGCGCUAGAUGAGAAGAGAAUAGUGAUUGUUGCUGGUGACACUGGCUGUGGCAAGAGUACACAGGUUCCACAAAUGAUACUGGAUCAAUGGAUAAAAGAAGACAGAGGUUGCGAGUGCAAUAUUCUAAUUACACAACCCAGGCGCAUUUCUGCAAUAUCUUUGGCAAAACGAGUUGCAAAAGAAAGAGGUGAAAAGGUGGGUGACAGUGUUGGCUAUCAUGUACGUUUAGAAUACAAACGCCUUCGGAACCGGGGUGGCAUUAUGUUCUGCACAACAGGAAUGCUGCUUCAGAAUAUUCACUCCAACCCUAAUUUGGAUGGCAUAUCACAUGUUAUUUUGGAUGAAAUUCAUGAACGUUCAGUGCAGACAGAUCUAUUGUUAAUCGUAUUACGCCGCCUGCUGCUAAGUAAGAGUAAUUUAAGAUUAAUCCUAAUGAGUGCUUCCUUGAGCACAGAGCAGCUGCAGCAAUAUUUUGGUAAAGCUGAGACCACAUUGCUAGAGGUUCCUGGCACACUGUAUCCCCUCACUAGACACUACCUUCCUCAUGCCUUAGACACACUCAAGAUUGACUCUAGACGCUAUAAUAUACAAGCUCUCUUGGAACCCGAAACUCGUCCUAUGGUCAAUGUUGACCUUGUGGUUGAUGUCAUUCGGAGAAUAGAAAUAUCACGACCUCCGGGAGCUAUUCUCUGUUUUCUUCCUGGAUGGCAGGAUAUCUCUCUAAUUCAAACCAGACUUCUAGAAGAUGAACAUUUAAAGAAAAAACUGUGUGUAUUGCCUCUUCACUCUCGCCUCGGCUCGCAAGAUCAAGAGAUGAUAUUUGAAGACCCGCCUGAAGGAAAGAGAAAAGUGGUACUCGCUACCAAUCUGGCCGAAACCAGUUUGACAAUAAAUGAUGUUGUAUUCGUGGUUGACACUGGGUUUCAUAAGGAAUAUAGAUACAACAGUAAGAAAGACUUGACUGUACUUGGAAAUCAUUGGAUAUCUCGGGCAAAUAGUCAGCAGCGGGCUGGUAGGGCUGGGAGAGUUCAGCCUGGUGAGGUCUUUCAUCUUUACUCCACUCGUAUUCACCAAGAAAUGAGUCAAUUUCCAGUUCCAGAAAUCAUGAGAAUUCCUCUGGAGCAUGUCAUUCUUCAGUGUAAGUCUCAUUGUGGAGACGAAAGUGUGUUGAGUUUCCUCUCCGAAGGGCUCAGUAUUCCCUCACGUAGAUUGAUCAGUUCAGCCAUCAACACACUAAAGAAGUUGGAUAUGCUAAAAUCGGAUGAUCAGAAAUGUACUGAAACUCUUACUGCACUCGGACAUCGUGUAGUAAAUUUCUCGACUCCACCUCCUCUGUCUAAAGCUCUUGUUUAUGCAUCAAUUUUCAGGUGCUUGGAUGCAGUUCUUACUAUUUCUGCUGUUCUGACUAGUGGACGUGGUAUCUUUCACAACAGUAUAGAGUUGCGGGCAAAAAUAAGGGAAACUAAAUUUAAAUUUGACUCUACCAGUGAUCUUCUAGCAAUGUUGGAACUCUUUAAAGAUUGGAAUGAACAGAAAUAUUAUAAUGACAAGCUCUUCUUUUGCAAUGAUCAUAAUCUCAGUCAUAGAUCUCUACUCUUUAAUCAAGGCAUAAAACAAGUUUAUGGUAACCAUUUAUAUGAUGGGUUAUUAUUAGAUGAAGAAGAUAUUUCAUCGAAGUAUUCUUCAUGGAAUGUCAAUUGCCACAACAGACAGCUUGUACUGGGUGUGCUGCUUGCAGGAAUUGGACGCGUGUUGCACAUUCAACGAGGCAUCUUCUCAAAGGGCAUCCUAAACUCUGACUCUAUCAUCAUUAAGACUGAUGAAGGUGAACGCAUAGAAACUGGAAGUGAAUGUGUUCUUCAUCAAAUUCCAAGGGAUAGAUCUGUUUUUUCAAGUCAUCUCCUGUGUGCUAAUCUAAGUAGAGAUGAUUUAUCAAGAAGGACACUGGCACGUGACCUCUCAGUAUUACAUCCUCUUUGCAUUGCAUUGUUUGGUGGUCACUUGCUUACAUUGGAGGAAUCUGAAAGUGGAUGUUUGAUUAUCAUUGAUGGAAAAGAAAAAUUGACUUUUCAGGUUGACAAAAGGACUGGCAUGUUUAUAUGCAAGCUCCGGUAUGUAGUGGAUGAAGUGGUGGAAUAUAUAAUCGAGACACGAGGUCUUGGUGCAUCUCCAUCACAAGUAAACAAGUUCUGUGAUGACCUUAUACAGUAUGUGAGUUAUCUAAUAGAAAAUAGUGAAUCAACCACUAUGAAAAAAUCUUUGGACAUUCCUCUUACAUGAAUGCAUCAGUGUAAUAACACUAUAAUUUUGUACAUUAAAAAUGGUCUUAAUAUUGUACAUAGAGAAAAUCUACAGGAGCCGUGAUGAGGAUUCAGACCUAUGUGCUGGGUAUUCCCAGACACACUAGACGACUAGGUCACGACAUGGUCAAGAGACUUGCAAUCUGGGAUCCUGCUGAACCCAUGAAGAUUCCCGAGGCUGCUUCUGAAAUCGAACCAGUGUUUCACACAAUUUCCCCUGUGCACUCCUGCUCUGUCAUCUAUGAAUUCCACCUCUGGCAACCCUAAUAUCUACCCCUGACAGUGUAAUUUCUGUGUAUUGAAAGAGGGGUGUCAGAGGUAGAAUUAUUCCUAGAUGACAGAGCAAGAGUGCACAGGGGGGGGGGCAUCGUGUGAAACCCUGGGGAAUCCUCAUGGGUUCAGCAGGAUCUCGGGUCCAUUCUUUUGUCCAUGUCAUGGUCUAUUGUGUGUAUGGGAAAACCCAGUGCAUAGGUUUGAAUCCUCAUCAUGCCUCCUGUGGGUUUUCUCAUUUAUAUAUCACAUUGUCAUUUCUCAGUGUACUGUACAUAAAGGUAAAAUAAAAUACUAUAAACAA
Procambarus clarkii (red swamp crayfish) is the source of this 3955-nucleotide messenger RNA. Its product is annotated as ATP-dependent RNA helicase DHX30. Gene Ontology annotation, molecular function: RNA binding; helicase activity; ATP binding. Gene Ontology annotation, cellular component: intracellular anatomical structure; nucleus. Lineage: Eukaryota; Metazoa; Arthropoda; Malacostraca; Decapoda; Cambaridae. The record is from RefSeq and is a predicted model, not a curated record.